UUCUGGCUGCUCGCAGCAGAGCGGUCACAGGGUAAGGGACGGCAGAGGGGGAUGCUUUUGAGGCAAGGGGAAGUGGAUGAGCAGAUGAGGAGGCCGAGGGAGCCGGAGACCAGGAGAUUCCUCCCCUCAUGGCCUUGGUACCUGUCCUCCCUAGUCUGCCCUCUCCCAGUCUUACCCAGGAGGCAAAAGAGAAACCCUCGACUCUUGUGAAAACUGAGUGAGGCUUCAUCUCCUUGGGUUGGAGUAGGCUUGAAGGUCCUUGAGUAUUGACUCAAGGGCUUACCUAAGUCCCCUCCCUGCUCUCCUCCCAUGUCUUCAUUUUCUCCCUACUUCAGUCAGACACGGGCAACUGUGCACUUAUUGGCCAAGUUCAAUUUCUUGGGUACUUCCUACAUUUAGAAUGUGAGACCCUCAGCCUGUGAGGUUGAUGGUCAGUAACGGCGGGCAGGGUUUUUAUGUUAGGGACUAGGUUUUUUUUUUUUUUUUUAAAUUUUAUUUUAUUUAAUAAUAACUUUGUAUUGACAGAAUCCAUGCCAGGAUAAUUUUUACACGACAUUAUCCCUUGCAAUCACUUAUGUUUCAUUUUUUCCCCUCCCUCCCUCCUCCCCCCCCACUAGAUGGCAGGCAGUCCCAUAUAUGUUAAAUAUGUUGCAGUAUAUCCUAGAUACAAUACAUAUUUGCAGAACCGAACAGUUCUCCCGCUGCACAGGGAGAAUUGGAUUCAGAAGGUAAAAAUAACUCGGGAAGAAAAUCAAAAAUGCAAAUAGUUCACAUUCAUUUCCCAGUGUUCCUUCUUUGGGUGUAGCUGUUUCUGUCCAUCAUUUCUCCAAUGAAACUCAGUUAAGUCUCUUUGUCAGAGAAAUCCACUUCCAUCAGAAUACAUCCUCAUACAAUAUCGUUGUCAAAGUGUAUAAUGAUCUCCUGGUUCUGCUCCUCUCACUUAGCAUCAGUUCAUGUAAGUCUCGCCAGUCCUCUCUGUAUUCAUCCUGCUGGUCAUUUCUUACAGAACAAUAAUAUUCCAUAACAUUCAUAUACCACAUUUUACCCAGCCAUUCUCCAAUUGAUGGGCAUCCAUUCAUUUUCCAGUUUCUAGCCACUACAAACGGGGCUGCUACAAACAUUUUGCCACAUACAGGUCCCUUUCCCUUCUUUAGUAUUUCUUUGGGAUAUAAGCCCAAUAGAAACACUGCUGGAUCAAAGGGGAUGCACAGUUUGAUAACUUUUUGGGCAUAAUUCCAGAUUGCUCUCCAGAAUGGUUGGAUUCGUUCACAACUCCACCAACAAUGCAUCAGUGUCCCCGUUUUCCCGCAUCCCCUCCAACAUUCAUCAUUAUUUUUUCCUGUCAUCUUAGCCAAUCUGACAGGUGUGUAGUGGUUUCUCAGAGUUGUCUUAAUUUGCAUUUCUCUGAUCAAAAGUGAUUUGGAACACUCUUUCAUAUGAGUGGUAAUAGUUUCAAUUUCAUCUUCUGAAAAUUGUCUGUUCAUAUCCUUUGACCAUUUAUCAAUUGGAGAAUGGCUUGAUUUUUUAUAAAUUUGAGUCAGUUCUCUAUAUAUUUUGGAAAUGAGGCCUUUAUCAGAACCUUUAAUUGUAAAGAUGUUUUCCCAGUUUGUUACUUCUGUUAGGGACUAGUUAAAGCGUCAAACCUGAAAAGCUGCCUCCUGCUUCCUAUUGCUUGCUGGAAGGGAGGGUGCCAUGCUUUUCUCUAGAACAUACAAUAAACUUUUACCUUGGCCCUGGAGAUCUCUCCAGCUUUUUGUUAAAUGGGGACCACUCACUAUCCUCAGCCUCACACUCUUCCUCCUCUUUCCCCUUCCACUACCCCAAUCCCUCUCUCCAUCGCGGAUGAUCUGGGGUUCGCACAUUGCUCCUCCCUUAUUCUUCACACUACCCUUUCUCCUGAGCCCUAUUCUGCUUUGGAAUAGCAGAGGGAGGUUUGGGAACUGGAGGGGCAAAAGGCCAACCUUUUUUCAUGGUUCCUUGUUCCUUUCUAGCUCAGCCUCCAGGGACCCACAGGCUCCGUGCAGGGGAGAAGAGGGCCAUCUUGGUCACUAUGUUCCUCACCAUUAGAUCCCCACAGGGAUCGGUGACAUUCCAGGAUGUGGCUGUGGACUUCACCCGGGAGGAGUGGGGCCUCCUGGACCCCUCCCAGAAGGAGCUUUACUGGGAUGUGAUGCUGGAGAAUUACAGGAACCUGGUCUGCCUGGGUCUUGUGGAGUCCAAUGGGGACAUGAUCUCUCAGCUGGAGUCAGGGAGAACACAUGGGAUUCCAGUGGAUAGUGUCUCGAAAGCUUGCUGGUUAGAUGGGGGCACUAGGCCUCAGACUAAGGAGUCCACUCCAAUGUUAAGUGUUUCUAUGAAAGAGUUUUCCCAAAUCACAUCCUUAUGGGAUGACCCUUGCACCUCUGAGAUGGGAAAAGCCUGGGAGUAUUAUGGCAAGUUCAAGAAAGAGCAAAACAACGAGGGGAAACAUUCUAGCCGAGGAAAAGAAAUCCAAACAGAAGCUGCUGUUGAAGUCAGAGCUUCUGAAUCCUGUAAAUACAGCCAAACCUCCAGCCCAAAGCCAGUCCUCUUUCCACAACAGGGACUCUCUGUAGUAAUGGAUCUCCAUAACAGUGAGAAUCAGACAAGGAGCUUCACCCUGGAGUCGGACCAAAGACACUGCACUCCCAUGUGUUCACAGAAGAACUAUUCUGAGGGGAAGGAAUGUCAGAAAGCUUUCCCUUCUGGUUUGGACCCCAUUAAAACAUCUGGAAUUCAUGUUGUAGAGCAAUUUGAUGAAAAUGGGAAUUCGUUCCUCCUGAAUAAUGAAUUUACACUACAGCAGAGAACUCAUCUGGGAAAAAAUGGCUCUGAAAUGAUUCCGUGUGGGAAGACAUCCUGUCAGGAGGCAGAUCUGACUCAACAUUCCAGUAUUCAGAGUCAAAACAAAUCCUAUAAAUGCAGUGAAUGUGGAAAGGUCUUCCAGAAAAAAUCAAGUCUUAUAGAGCACUACAGAAUUCACACUGUAGAGAAACCGUAUGAAUGCAUUGAAUGGUGGAAGAUCCUCUGCCUGAAAUCUGAACUCAGAGAACGCUGCAACGUUCAUACUGGAGGGAAGCCUUUUAAAUGCAAUGACUGUGGGAAAGCCUUUCCUUGGAGCGCAGCACUGACUGUACAUCAGAGAACUCACACUGGGGAGAGACCCUACGAGUGUAAUGAAUGUGGGAAGACAUUUCAAACAAGGUCCAACCUGACUCGGCACCAGAGAACUCACAUGGGACUAAAACCUCAUCAGUGCAGUGUGUGCGGGAAGGCGUUCUCUCAGAAGUCUGCUCUUACCACUCACACCAGUAUUCAUACUGGAGAGAAACCUUUUAAAUGCAAUAUUUGUGGGAAAUCCUUUCCUUGGAGCACAACACUGACCAUCCAUCUGAGAACUCACACUGGAGAGAGACCCUAUGAGUGUAGUGAAUGUGGAAAGACAUUCCAAUCAAACUCCAGCCUGACUCAGCACCGGAUAACUCAUACGGGACUGAAACCUCAUCAGUGCAGUGUGUGUGGGAAGGCCUUCUCUCAUAAGUCUGCUCUAACCACUCACAGAAGUAUUCAUACUGGAGAGAAACCUUUUAAAUGUGAUGACUGUGGGAAAGCCUUUUCUUGGCGUCCAACACUGACCAUACAUCAGAGAACUCACACUGGAGAGAGACCCUAUGAGUGUAGUGAAUGUGGGAAAACAUUCCAAACAAGUUCCCACCUGGCUCGGCACCGGAGCACUCAUAUGGGACUAAAACCUCAGUAGUGCAGUGUGUGCUGGAAGGGGUUCAUGCAUAAGUCUGUUUUUACUGAUCAUGGAUCAGUACUGGAGAGUACUGGAGAGUACUUACUGGUGAGAAACCAUAUGAAUGCUCUGAAUGUGGGAAGAUCUGCCAGAAGUCAGAUCUUACCCAACACUUCAGCAUUCACACUGGAGAGAAACCUUUCAAAUGCAAUGAUGGUGGGAAAGCCUUUUUCUGGAGCACAACAUUGACUCAACAUCAGAGAAUUCACACUGGAGAGAAACACUACAAAUUCACCGAAUGUGGGAAAGCCUAUACCCCUAAUUCAGGGUUUUCCUGACAUCAGAGAAUACAUGCCAGAGAGAAAUCCUAGCAAUCUAAUUACCGGGGAAAAGCAGUCCCUCUCAUCAAAGUAUGUACUCAGUACUGUAGAGCUCAUGAUGGAGAAAAACCUCAUUAAUUUAAUCAUUAAAGUAGAACACUCUAGUAGACUGAUCCUGAUUAAAAUAUAAUUUCAAAACAUUUAAGAAGAUAAAUACACAAUAAAACACAAAAGAUAAUUAGCCUCUUGGUUCUCUUAGUCAAUAUACAGGAUGACUCCAUGGUGGUCCUUAGGAUGUUGAUAUUUUGCUUCCCCAUUUUCCCUGCUGAGAUCUUCUUGUUUCAUUUCAUCUUUGUUUGCCCAUAAAGAAGGGGCUCUUGUUGGCUGGUCCCCCAUGUUGUUAUUAUAAUGUUAGGGACUUAGACGUUGAAGGGAGUCCCUGGAGUCUAGCCCCCUCAUUUUGUAGGUGAGGAAACCAGGCCCAGAUAAGGUAAAUGACUUUCUCAGGCUCAUACAAGCAUGGCUUUUAAACUAGAGUUGAGGUUUAUGCAGAGCAUUGAAAGAGAAAUAUUUGAUCCUAGAAGAAAUAGGGAGCACUAGAAUUUCAAGUAGAGGGGGAGUGGGGUGGGACAGUUGUACCUGUGCUAUAGGAAAAUCACUUCAGUGACUGUAGAGGAUGAAGUGGAGUGGGGAGAGAUUUGGGGCUGGAGAUUCAAAUAGGUGGAGACUUUCAAAGCUCAGGUGAGUGAGCAGGAGGGUGUACAUGAGGUAGCAGAAAGGAAGGGCGCCUGUGAGGAAAUCUAUGGAGACAGAAAGUAAAAUUAGCCACUGAGUGGUAAUAUCAAAGGUGGCACUGUCAACAGAGAGCAGAUUACUAGAAUCAAUCUGCUCCCCUUGUUCCUUCUCACAAGGCUCCAGCCAUAACACAUUGACCAUCCUCCAUAACUCUCUUCCCCACUGACCUUUCUGGAAUGAAGGGGAAUACAGGCGGAAGAACACUGGAGAUUGAUUUGGAAUCAGUAUGUAGUUUAUUCUAUAUUGUGCCUAUAAUCCUUCACAUGAUCUCAUUUGAGCCCCAACCCAAUGAUGUGGAGUGCACUGAAUGUUGAACAGUUAUCAUAUGGCCAGAGAUUCCUUAUUCUUUUGUAACUGGUUCACAUUGGAAAGGUAUUUCUUUUAUAGAGCAAAAGACUUUCAGUUUGAUGGUGUUGAAUUUGAGGUCAUAUCUCCCAUCCUCCUUUCUCUCAACGCUGAGAUUCUCUUCUUAACUCCACUUGUAGAUUGCAAUGCCUGAACUAGCUCUGCAGGAUCUUGGGACCAGCUGAGUCCUUGAUCUUAGAAGAGGAGUGAAGAGGUGGGACUCUGGUUUAUGGUCAAACAUGGAGUCUGUUUAUUUCAAAUUCUCUCAGCCUUACAUAUCCUAAUGUCCUUACAUAACUGUAGCACACUGCGCAUUGGGGACUGCACAACAACUUGCUGUUUGUAGAUGUCUCUUUGCUUCUUGGUAUCAUUGUAAUUACAACACAGGUUGUCACAGUCCCCUGAUUUCUCAAGAAGGCUGAGAGCCCUUAAGGGAAUCAGGUAGCUGAACCAGACCCUUUCAGCAGGAUUCCUUUUACUGGACUAAAGAGUCUUAUACCUCACCAGGGUUUCCCAUUAUCUGUGGCCCUCUGCAGUAGAUACCAGAAAUCAGAGCAAGCCCCAUUUUCUGAGCCCAGUCCUGCUCUAUAAGCCAUCCCCCACUUCCUGGGGACACAUUAUAGAACAUAGUAGCACCACCCUCCUUUCGUCCCAGAUAAUUCCAUUUCCCUCCAUAAGAACAAAGAUCUAGGAUCAAAUUCAAGGGGAUUCCUAUGGUUAGUAUUUUAUCAUUUCACUGCACAUGACUUACAGGUUCCAAACCCAGUGUGAUCAGGCAGCUGCAGUGAAGAGGAGGCCACAGGUGCUGAAGGAGAUGGGGCAGCAGGUUUGUGUCUAGGUCAGUGCAGAUGAUUCAUGAACCUUAGGCCAACUGGUCCCUGAGGAGAAAUUUUUUAAUGGUAGACAAGGGCUCUCCUAAGUUGCCUUAUGCUUUUAAUAGAGGAACUGGACGUUUCUGGCACGAACUCAUUCAAAGAGACUCAGUUUCGCCUCAACGUGUCAUUUCCCUUGUGUCCACUGCCAUUUUCUUCUAGUCUCAGAUGGCUCCAGUUGAGCUCUCUCUUCCAUUUUUUCCUCCACUUCUGUCUCAGCUCCUCACUCUGUCCAUUCCUUCCUUGUCUAGUAGAUUUGACUGUUCAGUUAAAUAAAUCAGGAGGCAGAAUUUAUCUCAAGCAGAAGUUUAUAGAUUGUUGCAAACAGUUGCCAGAAUGGGUACAUGUAGCCUGAGUACAUGUGUGCAGAUAGCCCAUGCAAGAGACUAAAAUUCUUUCUAAAUCAAUGCAACUUUUAUGUCCUUGCUCACAUAACUCUGGCAGCUUUUUUUUUUUUUUUUUUUUUACCAAUCACACAUACAGUUCUACAAUUCUACAUGAUAUUGAUCUACAGUUUACAUAAUAUUGACACAAGACAAUCUGUUUUCUAGACCAUCCAGAGGUCUCCUGUACAGAUCAUCUUGUAGCUUAUCAGCAACUUUGUGACAUUUUUCUGCUUGAUAACUUGGGUUUAGUUUUCCUAUGUUACAGCUUCCUUUAUAGUCAUACAGAAAAAAAUUAACUGUUAAUAGCACCCAAAAGUUAUCCAAGAGACCCUGGUUAUUGUCCUUCCUGCUUGAAAAGAACCAAAGUAACCUCAUUGACAGAGUCAAAGGACAGCAUAUCUCAUCAGGGCUGCUUGGUUGGUUGGUGUCCUUUUCUCAAAAGACCAAAAGGACAGUGUAUGUUAGAGUCGAGUUACAGUCGGCUGAUUGCGGGACCACCCUGUGCUCAGAAUGCUUUCCCACAGAUCAGAUACAUAGAGUCCCACUGAACAUAUGGGGGCCUUCUUUAACUUUGUGCAUCUCAUGUUUCUUCCGAGCUCAUUUACUUCUGUUUUCCUUAUAGAGCCCAGCACUGUGUCUGAUGAGGGCACACCAUGCUGAGCAGUCCUGUCUCGUCUCCCAGGCCAUACAAUCAAUUCUAAAAUUCUUGAGAGACCUUGAGAGUGCCCUUGUGUCACUUUUUCUGGCCUUGUGAUUGUCCUGUGGGAGUUCUCCAUAAAAUAAUCUCUUUGGCAAGCAUACAUUUGGCAUUCAAACAACAUGUCCACCCCAACGAUCUGUGCUCUGUGGAGUAGGGUUGGAAAGCUCAGCAGUUUAGUUGUGGCAAAGCUACUGAGUGCUUUAUCAUUUCCUUCUCCAAUCUAUUUUAUAGAUGGGAAAAGUGAAGCAAGCAGUAUUACGUGAUUUGUGCAGGGUGACACAGCCAGUAAGUGUCUGAGGCCAGAUUGGAACUCAUGAAAAUGAAUUUUCCUGAUCCCAGGAUCCAAUACAUCACCCAACUGCCUUAGUUUGGUAGGCAGCCUAAGAACUCUUCUUUCUUACUUUCCUUUGGAGGCUUCCUGAACUAGCUGUGGUUCAUCACUCUGAUCAUCUAUAUAUGUCUCCCUGGAAGGUAAACUGGCCAAGGUAAGUGACCUCAUCCACAAUAUUCAAGAAUUUCUCCCUUUGUUGUAACUAAAAGUUCCAAGUGUGUAGAGGAGCACAGACAGUGUUUCUACUGGGCUUCUAUCCCAAAGAGAUCUUAAAGAAGGGAAAGGGACCUACAUGUGCCAAAAUAUUUGUGGCAGCCCUCUUUGUAGUGUCAGGAAACUGGAAACUGGGUGGAUGUCCAUCAAUUGGAGAAUGGCUGAAUAAAUUAUGGUAUAGGAAUGCUAUGGAAUACUAUUGUUCUGUAAGAAAAGAUCAGCAGGAUGAUUUCAGAGAGGCCUGGAGAGACUUACAUGAACUGAUGCUGAAUGAAAUGAGCAGAAUCAGGGGAUCAUUAUACACAUCAACAACAAGACUAUACAAAGAUCAAUUCUGAUGGAUGUGGCCCUCUUCAGCAUUGAGAGGAUUCAUACCAGUUCCACUUAUGCAGCAAUGAAGAGAGCCUUCUACAGCCAGAGAGAGACCCAUGGGAAUAAGGCUGGAACACAACAUAGCAUUCUCACUCUCUCUGUUGUUAUUUGCUUGCAUUUUUUCCCUAGGUUUUCUUUUUUUUUUCUUCCUUCUUGAUCUGAUUUUUCUUACACAACCAGAUAACUGUAUAAAUAUUCAUACAUAUAUUGGAUCUACCAUGUAUUUCAACAUAUUUAACAUGUACUGGACUACCUGCCAGAUGACGGAGGUGGUGGGGAGAAGGGGAAAUUUUUCAAUAAAUCGUUAUGCAAGA
Antechinus flavipes (yellow-footed antechinus) is the source of this 8405-nucleotide messenger RNA. RefSeq names its product zinc finger protein ZFP2-like. The transcript has 4 exons. The record is from RefSeq and is a predicted model, not a curated record. Bases 1970 to 3778 code for a protein of 602 amino acids. Lineage: Eukaryota; Metazoa; Chordata; Mammalia; Dasyuromorphia; Dasyuridae. Gene Ontology annotation, biological process: regulation of DNA-templated transcription.